Molecule: messenger RNA, 2437 nt
Organism: Sinocyclocheilus grahami
Lineage: Eukaryota; Metazoa; Chordata; Actinopteri; Cypriniformes; Cyprinidae
Gene: oscp1a
Product: organic solute carrier partner 1a
Exons: 14
Coding region: 129-1304 (391 amino acids)
Biological process (GO): transport
Cellular component (GO): cytoplasm; plasma membrane
Source: RefSeq, a predicted model, not a curated record
CAUAAUGCCCCGCUAGAAGAAAAUGAACUUGAUCAAAGAACACGCGCCGCGCCAACUGCAGUAACUUGUCCCUGUGGUUUAUUAAAUAAGUGAGCCGCUAAUAAAACCCUACAAUAACUAUUUUCAUCAUGUCUCAAAGAACUCUUCCUUUGCUCAUCAUAAACCUCGGCGGAGAAAUGAUCUACAUUCUGGAUCAGCGCCUCCGAGCGCAGGACGACAACGAUGAUAAAACUCAGAGAGGUCGUUGGACAGAUGAUGACAGGAAAAGAGUUAUGAAUGAUAUAGUGGCCACUAUGUUCAAUAAGGCUUUUCUAGAGGAGCUCUUGCGGCCGCAGGAUCUGUACUCCCACCGAGCCCUGCGGACAGUUUUGACACGGCUAGCACACGCCUCUAUUAUGCGUCUAAACCCGCUCAGCAUGGAUAAGCUUUACGAUUUGAUGACUAUGGCCUUUAAGUAUCAGAUCGUUCUGUGUCCACGUCCACAAGAUUUACUGCUUAUCACUUUCAACCACACGGACACCAUCAAGGAACUGGUGAAGGAUAAUCCCAGCCUCGUUAACCAGAUCAACGAAGCCCAGAGGCAGCUUAUUGAGGUAUACACACCCUUAUCUGAUGGUGAGUUUCAACUCAUCCGACAUACACUGCUGGUUCUCUUUCAAGAUAUGCAAAUCAGGGUCUCAAUUUUCUUGAAAGAAAAAAUCCAGAACCCAAAUGGCCAUUUUGUGCUGCAGACCUCAGGGCCGGUGCCUUACGGAUUUGAGGUUCCUGGUUUAAUCAGGUAUUUUAAUGCUAAAGGCCGAGAGGUGAGGAGGACCAGGUUUCCCAGUGGAGGAAGCUACACAAGUGCUGUACGCCAGGGCUCAUUUGACCUCUCUGGAGACAGGGUCACAUUUUUGGGCACCAACAUGUACAACACACCCUCACCUGAAGAAAUGGAUCCAUCAACUACCUCUAACAGCACAAGGAAACCAAAGCAGGCAGACACAACGCCCAAUCCUCUGGCCACAGAGGAACUCAACCUGCUCGCUAAACUAAUGGGUGGAAUGGAGAUGGAGAAAAUCUUGAAUGUGGACGCUGGUUUCAAAGUGAACCUGUUAGCCUCAGACCAGGAGGAGGAGGGCAUUGGAAUUUCAGAAGAAACGGCACAUCAGUCAUCUAGAGUCAUUAACAUACAAGCCACGCAGGAUCAGCUGGCCAGUACUGAGCUGGCACGCAUAGCGGGAGAAUUUGAUGAAGGGGGAAGCCUGACAGAGGGAUCCGGGAACAAGGGGGACGACUUGCUGGCUAUGAUGGAUGAGCUCUAAAGCAAAAUGAAAGUCAAUCAUUUUGAGUUCAGUGGAACAGACUGAAGGCGUUUCAUUCUGCUGACAGAAAACCACACCAACACACAUUCAGACAAGUGUCAACAAUAUCACCUUCAAUAUAAAGAGACUGAAAUGUUGAACUGUGUUCUCAGGAUAAUUUAUACAUGUCAGAUUGGGACAAGAUGUCACAUGGACAGUAUUUCAUAUAUCAAACAAAGCAAUUCUCAAAUCAACAGCAGAUGCCCAUUGUGACAACGUGCCCCGCUACAGCAGUGAACCUUUUUCUUCUUGAUCAACGGCUGAAAUAGCUGACUUUCAAUAAUAAAAAAUCACUCUCGUCACUCUCCUCUGCGACAAAGCGCGGCACUCGAAACCAUUUAGGAUGUAAACAUGAUGUUUUGUGCAUGUUAGACAACACAAAGCAAGGUGAACAUGGACGUGAGCCAUUCCAUUCGUGAACGCACCAUCGCCGAGAACAGUCUGGUGAUUCUUCUUCAGGGUCUGCAUGGCCAGGUGACCACCAUUGACCUGCGAGACGAGAGCACGGCGAGGGGACGCGUUAUUAACGUAGACGCUUUCAUGAACAUCCGGCUGGAGAAGGUUCUGUACAGGGACAGACGUGGACGUGUGUCCAGUAUGGACGACUUGUUCAUCACGGGCUGAAACGUGCGUUAUGUCCACAUCCCAGACCACAUGAACAUUAUAGAGACAAUAGAGACCCAGCUUGCCAAAAUACACCACGUGCGAAACUUUGGAGCAAGCGGUGGAUGCAAAGAAUACUCUAAGAAAAAAUAGUUUUUAUGAGAAACUCACGUUUGUCUUGCAAAUAUAUGGUUUACUAUAAUAUACUGUUAAUUUUCAUUAAGUAAUGCAGUCAUGGAGCAAAAUGUAAUGCAUAGUUUACUUUGAAAAUGUUGCUAGUUGGUGACUGAAAGAGCUCUGAAUAUCAUCUCUAGGAAAAGUGUGGGAAAAGUUAUUUCUGUUUACUCUAGUGGUUUGAAAAAGCAGUAAACGGUGAAAUAACCACUGAUCGAUGAGUUCCUUAAUUUGACAUUGUGUUUGUUUAAACAACACAUCUUUUUACUUUUUAAUAUUUGUUCUGUCUCUUAAUUGCAAUGUCAAUAUCUCUCAAC